ACCGACAACACUGCGUGACAGAGCCGACCAUGUUGACGUUCGGCAUUUGUUUCGCGCAUGUUGUGGUUAGACGUUUGCCAAGUAAUUUGCGAGUGUUUGGCCGAAACUUUUACACAAACAAAACCUUAAGGGCGUACUCGGCCAUGGCAUAUUCGGUAAUAGAAAGAGGAUCCCCCUUUAGCACGGAUUAUCGCGUUUACAUACAAGAUCAGGAUGGUCCUGUUUCGCCCCUUCACGACAUCCCCUUAGUAGUCGACGGUGACAAGAAGAUUUACAACAUGGUCGUGGAGGUGCCCAGAUGGACAAACGCCAAAAUGGAAAUCACGAUGAAGGAGAUCCUGAAUCCGAUCAAGCAGGACGUGAAAAAGGGCAAACCGAGGUUCGUGGCGAACUGUUUCCCGCACCACGGCUACAUUUGGAACUACGGCGCCCUGCCGCAGACCUGGGAAAACCCCGAGCAUCUGGACGACGGUACCGGCUGCAAAGGCGAUAACGAUCCGAUCGACGUCAUCGAAAUCGGCUACAGGGUGGCGAAAAGGGGCGAGGUCCUGAAAGUGAAGGUCCUGGGCACUAUCGCGCUGAUCGACGAGGGCGAAACCGAUUGGAAACUGAUCGCGAUCGACGUCAACGAUCCGUCCGCCGAUCAGCUCAACGACGUCGCCGAUAUCGAGAAGCAUUUCCCCGGGCUGCUGAAGGCGUCCGUCGAGUGGUUCAAGAUUUACAAAAUCCCUGACGGCAAACCGGAAAAUCAGUUCGCUUUCAACGGAGAAGCGAAAUCGGCUUCUUUCGCGCACAAGAUCAUCGACGAGGUGCACGGUUUUUGGAAAUCGUUGGUUAGCAAAGAGGUCGACGCCAAGGGUAUUUCUUGCGUGAACACCACCCUAGAUGGGAACUCCUUUAAGGUGCCCAGGAGCGAAGCCCAGGACGUUAUCAACAAAACGCCCGAGUAUGCAACCGCCCAAGCGCUGGACCCUAUCGUGGAUAAAUGGCACUAUGUUCACUUGAAAUAGUAAUUCCAUGGGAUUCGGGACUUCGGCAUUUAAAUACGCCUCAGCAAAAUUGAGGAGUAGCGGGGAAAAUUUAUAUGUUUUUUUAAAUAAUUUGUAAGAAUAAAGUGAUGGUUGAAAAGAA
Cylas formicarius (sweet potato weevil) is the source of this 1131-nucleotide messenger RNA. It is a transcript of the gene Nurf-38, whose product is annotated as inorganic pyrophosphatase. The coding region runs from base 30 to 1010 and encodes 326 amino acids. The transcript has 5 exons. NCBI's taxonomy places the organism in Eukaryota, Metazoa, Arthropoda, Insecta, Coleoptera, Brentidae. Gene Ontology annotation, cellular component: cytoplasm. The record is from RefSeq and is a predicted model, not a curated record. Gene Ontology annotation, biological process: phosphate-containing compound metabolic process. Gene Ontology annotation, molecular function: magnesium ion binding; inorganic diphosphate phosphatase activity.